Aspergillus aculeatinus CBS 121060 is the source of this 648-nucleotide messenger RNA. Its product is annotated as UvrD/REP type DNA helicase. Gene Ontology annotation, cellular component: nucleus. NCBI's taxonomy places the organism in Eukaryota, Fungi, Ascomycota, Eurotiomycetes, Eurotiales, Aspergillaceae. The coding region runs from base 56 to 475 and encodes 139 amino acids. Gene Ontology annotation, biological process: recombinational repair. Gene Ontology annotation, molecular function: 3'-5' DNA helicase activity; DNA binding; ATP binding. The record is from RefSeq and is a predicted model, not a curated record. The transcript has a single exon.
AUCAUACCCAAAUCAUUAUCUUAUCGAUGAUCCGGCAACUCAUGGGUGAUCAGCAAUGGACUGUAUCCUAGAUGGUCUCAAUUACUCCCAGUCCACUGCUGUGACAUCCCCGGCUUCUAUCUUGCAGGUCCUCGCGCCACCGGGUUCGGGCAAGACAAAGACCCUGACGGCGCGCGUCGCGUACCUUCUGGCGCAUCACAAUUACCGCCCUCAAGAUGUCAUCUGUUGCACGUUCACUAUCAAAGCCAGCCGGGAGAUGCGAGAGAGGCUGACCAAGUUGAUUGGUGAGGACUUACAGAAAAGACUGCUCCUGGGAACCUUCCAUUCGAUCUGCCGGCGGUAUCUCGUAAUUUACGGCCACUUGAUCGGAUUGAAGAAAGGCUUCGGGAUCGCCGACUCCGGUGACAGUACGUCUAUCAUCAAAGUGGGUCAAGGCUCUUUCUUGUUGAUCUUCGCGCGACCGUCUUCAUGGUGAAGCUAUAUUGACUUGUGACAAUGGGCAGAAAAUCAUCAAGCGGCUGCGCGUCAGUAUCGAGCCUGGAGCCGCUAGAGGACGGAUCUCUCGCCAGAAAGCCCAGGGCGUCGGUCCAGACGAGGUUGCAGCAAGGAUACAGACAAAGAACAAGACCACGGAGCAAUGGGACUUCG